This is a messenger RNA of Mesoplodon densirostris (Blainville's beaked whale), 3695 nucleotides long. RefSeq names its product adaptor related protein complex 3 subunit mu 1 (gene AP3M1). The record is from RefSeq and is a predicted model, not a curated record. The transcript has 9 exons. Bases 449 to 1705 code for a protein of 418 amino acids. Lineage: Eukaryota; Metazoa; Chordata; Mammalia; Artiodactyla; Ziphiidae. Gene Ontology annotation, biological process: endocytosis; intracellular protein transport. Gene Ontology annotation, cellular component: cytoplasmic vesicle; clathrin adaptor complex.
AGGGUGGCAUCACGAAAACUGGGACGUAGGCUGAAUAGCUCGGGCUCCGGACUGCAGUCUGGGGUGCGGGAGCGUCUCCGGUGCUGUGGACCGGGGCCGCGCCUCCCUCCCGGCCUUCCGGUCUUUCUUGCCAGCUGGGCCGGAAGGGAACGGUGCACCUGCAGCCCAGUGUUCUCAGGCCCUCAGGCUCAAGAGGUUCAGGCUCAUUGGGGUCCCUCACCGUGAUCUGACGCGGGAAAAAGGUCUUGUCACCCACGGAGAGCUGAAGUACCGACGACUUGGACCUCAGCCCCAGGCUUCUGCUGUGGAGGACAAAAUCCUUAACUGUCCUGAGCGGACGUCCUGUUAGAGGGUGGCGCCUGGAUGAGCCUGGGGUAAUGCAAUGAGGACGGUGUUGCAGUUCUUCAGAAACGAGUUGAUAGGACUGUAAACUGAGGAGGUGACAAAAAUGAUCCACAGUCUAUUUCUCAUCAACUGUUCCGGUGACAUAUUUCUAGAGAAGCACUGGAAGAGUGUUGUGAGCCAGUCUGUCUGUGAUUAUUUCUUUGAAGCUCAAGAGAAAGCAGCUGAUGUUGAAAAUGUACCACCUGUUAUUUCAACACCUCACCACUACCUCAUCAGUAUCUAUCGGGAUAAGCUCUUCUUUGUCUCUGUCAUACAGACUGAAGUGCCACCUCUCUUUGUAAUUGAGUUCCUACAUCGAGUUGCUGAUACUUUUCAGGACUACUUUGGUGAGUGUUCGGAGGCUGCAAUUAAGGAUAAUGUGGUCAUAGUAUAUGAGCUCUUGGAAGAAAUGUUAGACAAUGGAUUUCCACUGGCUACUGAAUCUAACAUUUUGAAAGAAUUGAUUAAACCACCAACAAUUCUGCGUUCUGUCGUCAACUCUAUUACAGGCAGUAGUAAUGUUGGGGACACACUCCCCACUGGGCAGCUGUCCAACAUCCCAUGGCGCCGAGCAGGGGUAAAGUACACAAACAAUGAAGCCUAUUUUGAUGUCGUUGAAGAAAUAGAUGCAAUUAUAGAUAAAUCAGGAUCUACAGUCUUUGCAGAAAUUCAGGGGGUAAUUGAUGCUUGCAUUAAGCUAUCUGGAAUGCCUGACCUUUCCCUUUCUUUCAUGAACCCGAGGCUUCUAGAUGAUGUCAGCUUCCACCCCUGCAUCCGGUUCAAGCGUUGGGAAUCUGAAAGAGUUUUGUCAUUUAUUCCUCCAGAUGGAAACUUCCGACUCAUAUCAUAUCGUGUCAGCUCACAAAAUCUAGUGGCAAUACCAGUAUAUGUGAAACAUAGCAUCAGUUUUAAGGAGAACAGUUCUUGUGGUAGAUUUGAUAUUACAAUUGGACCAAAGCAAAAUAUGGGGAAAACUAUUGAAGGAAUCACAGUGACAGUUCACAUGCCAAAGGUUGUGUUGAAUAUGAACCUGACACCAACACAAGGCAGCUAUACAUUUGAUCCAGUUACCAAGGUACUAACGUGGGAUGUGGGAAAAAUCACUCCACAAAAGCUCCCCAGUCUUAAAGGACUGGUAAAUUUACAAUCUGGAGCACCCAAGCCAGAAGAGAAUCCAAGCCUCAACAUACAGUUCAAGAUCCAGCAGCUUGCCAUUUCAGGCUUAAAAGUAAACCGCUUGGACAUGUAUGGGGAGAAAUACAAGCCAUUUAAAGGAGUCAAAUACGUCACGAAAGCUGGAAAGUUCCAAGUGAGGACAUGAGAAGAGGCCAGAAUUCCUCAAGAUAUGUUUGUUUUCCAAGUGUCAUUACAGUUUAUUACCAUUAGGUACCAAUUGGAUGGGAAUACAUAUUCUAGUUAAAGCAUUUGUGUCGAGCCACACACCGCUAACAAAGUUGCUUAGUAAUCAGUGUAGGGUUCUUAAGGAGCUUUAAGCUAAGGAAACUUCUGAGUGACUUAGCUUAUUUGUAUCUCGUCACUUAGGAAGAUUUUAGAGGUGAUUUCCUCCAUAGGGAGACACCAGCUAGAGGCUGCAUAUUUUAACAGUCAAGGCAAAAGUCUACAGUGAUAACCUCUCUCCUAAAACAAGUGAGCUGGUCUCAGCAGGAGCUCUCUUAGUCUGUAAUGAGAUGUAUCAAGUGCAGCCAAAUGUCACACUUGAUCUUAGCCAUCCCACAUCUUCUGUCCCAACACAGGAAAAAUUCCUCCCACCCCAAGAAGUUUACAGAAAACUGCCUCUUCAAGUGUUUGCCUUAUUCAGCUUUUCACUUAUGCCAUUAAGCAAGCACUGUAGCAAAAGCCACUCCACAUGGCCCUGGCAGGGAGCACUGCUGCUCCAUGCUCCAUUCUCACUAUACUUGGUAUUGUAUUUUUUAUAAAUAAGAUUUUUAUGUAAAGCUCAGAUUUUGAUUUAUAGGGACGUUGCUGCAGUAAGUACCAUCUCAGUUUUGUGCCACUUGAUUCAGCUGUUAGCACAGUAAAAAUGAUUUGUAUCAAAGGGGUGAAUGCUUUAAGGUAAUAAAAGGGAACACUACUUCUGCUUUUAGGAAGUUAUUGCAAGCACAAGCAUUUGAGAUUUUAAGCAAAUUAAUGUAGUAAAAGAGAAACUUAAGUGAACCUUUGCCAUCUUCAUAUUUUAUAAAGCUUAUCCAACACCACUUAAAACCAGUUAGCCUAAAGACCUCAUGCCCUAGUUCAGCUAAAGGAAGAAAAUGUGCCUGCCUCACUGUUGUCAAUCUUUUUUUUUUAAUCUUUUAUCUCUGUUGUUGUUCUUAAGGGUUUCAACUUGCCUAUACUCCUUGUCUUCAGGGGAACUCCCUUUUCAUAUUGUGUGCUUCCCAAGGCUACAGUCAAUAGAUUCCUUCCUGAAACUGUUGUUGUAACUGUCACUGGAGUACUUAAAUGUCUCUACUGUACUGACAAAGUACAUUAUAAUAAGGCAGAAACAAAAUCCUCAGUAACAUGGAUAAACCUGUAUUGAUCUUCAUGGUCGGCAAGUCAGUCCACAGUUGUUAUCAUUUAACUUGAUUGACUUAAGAAGUCCUUGCCCAGUUAUUUUGCUUCAUUAGACAUGAAGAAUGGAGAAAGUUAAGAUGUAAGUGCUUGUUCUUGCUAUUAGUUUUCUUUGUGACUCCAUUCUUUUCAUUAUCAACUUAUCCCUUACCCUUAUCUUGCUAACCGUAGCCCUUACACUCAUCCCAUUCUGCUGUCAGGGCUAGUGGUUGGUGCUGGUACUAGGAGCCCACUGUACAGCAGCAUUCUUACCUUUGCCUGACUAGGGCACCCAGCCUGCCUUUCAUCUAAUAGGAAAGGUUACUUUUUGCAGCUUAGUAAUUUCUAGGGUAACCAAUAUCAGCUUGGCAGCUAAAAUUAAGAUGUUGCCAAAUACUUAUUCCCUUUGCCUAAGAUUGGUUACCCAGUUCAAUUGCUUUUCAUUUUAAUGUCUUCCUCUUCAAAGUUCAUACCUCAAAAGAGCAAUCAAUACAUUUGCUUUUCUUUCUGCAGAAUCCCUAAUCUCAAUCAUCCACAUAUGGACUAAUUUUCUUUCUGUGAUAUCUUCUCAUAUACAAGCAGAUUGUAUGCCAAGAGUCCCUUGCUUCUAGCAAUUUCUGCUAAAACUUCCAAGUAGACUGUUUUCCUUUUACAAUUAAAUUAUUGUAUUUAUUAAUUUGAUUGAAUCCAGUAAGUCCUUUCUUUAGCUCUGGCUACACUGUCAAUAAAAAGAUGAAAGCAACAAGUUGAUUUUUUAGCUU